Messenger RNA from Colletotrichum phormii, 925 nucleotides. Its product is annotated as acetyltransferase. The transcript has a single exon. Gene Ontology annotation, molecular function: acyltransferase activity, transferring groups other than amino-acyl groups. Lineage: Eukaryota; Fungi; Ascomycota; Sordariomycetes; Glomerellales; Glomerellaceae. The record is from RefSeq and is a predicted model, not a curated record. Bases 76 to 582 code for a protein of 168 amino acids.
AGAUCUCGUGCGACGAGAUGGAAUGUUCAACUGAAUUAUCUGCAACUCAAUUUAAUGUAUUAUCAAUACUGAGCCAUGGCCGAACAGCAAUUCGAACCAACCUCUUCUCGUAAAGGCUGCACUCUGGAGAGAGCCAAUGCGGAACAUGUACCUCACAUUCAAUCCAUGACCAGAGCUGCGUACUCCAAGUACAUCGACCGUAUCGGCAAAGAACCAGCGCCCAUGAAAGCUGACUAUUACGAACUCAUCAAGACGCAACUGGUCUACAUACUUGGCGAAGACGAGAAUGACACAGUGGUCGGCGCCAUUCUCCUUCGCCAUGAUCCAUCAGCCAGCGCACUGCAUAUCAACAACCUGGUCGUAGCCCCAGAGGCUCAGGGCCGCGGCUACGGCCGAGUCUUGAUGAAAUGCGCUGAGGACGUGGCUCGAGCUUCUGGAUGCACAUCUCUGCAAUUGUACACCAACAUCAAAAUGUACGAAAACCUCAUCCUGUAUCCCAAGAUGGGGUUCGUCGAGACAGAGAGGAGGACGGAGGAUGAAUACGAGAGGGUGUACUUUCGUAGGGAGCUGGAUAGCGCCUAGACGCCCACCGCGGUCUGUGAAUCCACAAUCAGUGAAUGAAGAGGACCUCACGAGCGCAACAUCCGGAAGGCAACGGCCGCCGUACACUCCAAUUUCUAUCGUUCCAGGAGAAUGAGAGUCUGAAAACAAAUCAACAAUGAGCAAUGCCUACGAGUCUGUCGAUGUAAGACAUUGCAAGUGCUGGAGGCCUUCAGCGAGCUAAACUCGAUUGGCCCAUUGGAACCGAGACAGCCCAACCAAUGAGAAUCAACAGCAGUCUUCCGUUCCGUCAGCGGAUCAACUCAUGUGGCACGUCAUGUACCUCACCUCACCUUCACUUCUAUUGACAUUCAUCUCAUUGACG